Messenger RNA from Drosophila willistoni, 1120 nucleotides. RefSeq names its product vitellogenin receptor. Gene Ontology annotation, molecular function: protein binding. Gene Ontology annotation, cellular component: plasma membrane. NCBI's taxonomy places the organism in Eukaryota, Metazoa, Arthropoda, Insecta, Diptera, Drosophilidae. The coding region runs from base 6 to 917 and encodes 303 amino acids. The record is from RefSeq and is a predicted model, not a curated record. The transcript is spliced from 2 exons.
GCAAGAUGAUUUUGGAAUCGUUCCGUCAAUUACAGUAUUUUAUUCUAUUCACCACACUGGGAUCCUUAGCCUGGGCCUACAAUCAGAGUUGCAGCACCCGUGGAGGACAUCGUUGCUUCAGUGGGGAUUGCAUUGACUUGUCUAAGCUUUGCGAUGGACGUGCCGAUUGCCUAGAUGCCUCCGAUGAGACAACACAAUUGUGUGAUAAAAUCUGGUGUCCGGGGUAUAGUUUUCGGUGUAAUUAUGGAGCUUGCAUAUCAAGUACAGCGGUUUGUGAUGGCCACAAGGAUUGCAUGGAUGGCUCCGAUGAGCAACGUUGGUUCUGCCGAGCACAAAUGGAACAAGCCAAUUGUGACAAUGGCGAGUUCUAUUGCUAUCCCGGUCAAUGUUUGCCAUAUGACAAGUUGUGUGAUGGCAAAUCAGAUUGUGUAAAUGGCGAUGAUGAAGUGGAGUCACUUUGUUCGGGUGUCUCUACUAGCACAAAGGCAUCUGUUAUUAAAGAGACAGAGGCAAUCAUACGGCAAUCCAAUACUAUGAAUGUGGAAGAGCAAAUGGAAUACUGUCUGGUGCCACAGCUUUCACAAAUCAUAGUGAAAAAUAAAACUAAUGAAGCGGUUUUACCUGUCGGCUUUAAAGUUCCAAAUGGUACCAUCAUUUAUUUUGAUUGUCCUGCGGAUCAUAGUCUGAUGGGUAUUAAUGAGAAUAUAUGCUCAGCUCCCAAAUGGUUGCAACAGUUUCCCUAUUGUAAAGCUCCCAUCUCAUGGAUAAACAUUACAAUUAUUGCUUUAAUUGCUUUUACAAUCGUAAUUAUAAUAGCAUUCGUAUUUAUUUUAAAGAAAAAGGAUACAAAACAACAGGAAGACCAUAUAUGGCUAGUGGAAAGUAACAAUCAAGAAAGAAAUUUGCAAAAAUUGUAAAUAAAAUAUUUAAAAAAAAACAAAAUAUUACGACUUAGCCUUGCAAUAAAUGUGCUAAAUGUAGAUUUUGUAAAAAUUUUAAAUUGAAUAAGCUUUAUUUUUUACUAAGAGUUGAAAAUUUUAGCUGUAAGAUCUUACCAUAUCAUUCUAUCUAUGUAUUUAAAUAAUAAAUUUGAUCUUCAAUGCUCUAAACUCAAUUGGAA